AUGCAGAGCGAGGCAACCAUCACCUUCACGCAGCCGGGCGUUCAGCCGCCUGUGUAUGUGGUCACCUCUCUCAGCACGCCGCCAUGGGCACCGCUCGAGCUGAAGCCGAGCAAGGAGAAGACACCGUCUGGGGACUUUGUAUUUGAGCAGAAGUUUGGUAAUGUCGCCGAGGGCAGCUACCAGUACAAGAUCCGUAUUGGUGAAGGACAUUGGGUUGUCGACGAGUCCAAAGAAUCUGCCACAGAUGAGCAGGGCAACCGCAACAACGUCGUUCACGCCAAACCUGCGAACUCCCACCUUCCUCUCGACCACCCAGCCAAUGUCAAAGAUACGCUUGAUCGCAAAGAUAGCACAAUAGAUACCGGCGACGAGAAGCCAGGGCCCAUCCCAUUUGUGGUGGUCGAGAAGGUCGAGGACAAGGACCAGCCGGAGUAUGGUGACGUUGCGCCUAAGAGCCUUUCUGUGGACGAGUCUAAGCGUGCUGCCGACCCUGAACCAGACUUCGAACAGACCAAGACAGACUCUCCCCUCGACACCGAACCGCUCAAAUCGGCAGAAGCCCCUCUCGUUAUGGUCGAGAAGGUCGACGACAAGCCAGCGCACAGGGACGACUUCGGCGAGGAUGUGACCAAAGGCCAGAAGGUCACGCAUAAGCUGAGUCCUGCAGAUGUAUCGCCAGACGGACUCACUGUCUCGCCUGAGGGACCUGAUGAACUCGAGCCUGAGGAUGCGCAAGCCCCGCUGUUUCGACAUGAGUCGUUCCAGGACUCUGAGGCUUCUUUGCCUGACCCUUCAAUGGACACGAUCGAAGAAGAGUCCGUACAGUCCUCGACUGACCACACCAGCUCAGGGGACAUUAUCAACACACCCUCUGCUGAGUCACAGGACGACUUGCAAGAUGAAGACGAGCUGGGUCAUGGACCUCUUCUCUCCCACGAGACUGGCUUCACGGAUACGGAAAGCGAGUUUGAGAAGGCACCGCUUCUCUCACACGAGACUGGACUGGGAGCCAAAGAGGACGAUGAAGAUGAUGAGUUCACGAAAGGGCCCCUUCUUCCCCACGAGACCGGCUUUGCCCCUCAGGCGAAACACGACGACAGCGACUACGACGAAGACGAGUUUGAUGCAGCGCCGUUGUUACCUCAUGAGACUGGUUUCUCGUCAUAUAAGGGUAGCGAGGCCGCCAGUAGGAGCAGUCGCCUUGCUAAGGACGAGUACGACUACGAACCAGAGCAUUAUACACAGUACGGCGAUCACUCGGAUGACGGUAAGGACUUCGGAGAGCUCGAUCACACUCCCACCUUUUCUCAUGAGCAAGAUUUGCCCGCAGAGGAUUACGGUGCACCUCUGCUUCCGCAUGAGCGAGGCUCUGCUGCUGAAAGUUUCUCUGGGUCCGAGCGAUCUUUCAGCACAAGCCCGACAAUGUACGAGGGUGCUCACCCGGCCUUUGGGCAAGAGACAGACACCGCUAAGGAACUGUUUGGCGGAUCGAUGCGCCCUUCGUUCUUCAGGACACAUACCAGCAGUAGUACGCUUCCAAAUAAGCUACCGCGAUCAGACGCAGAGGAUACCGAUCUCCACGACCCAGGGCUCGAAAUAUUCCCUGUAGGUCGUGAGCAAAUCCUCGAGCGUGUGGCAACCAUCGGUCACAAGCUACCUGAAGACGAGACACAUGAUGUGCCAACCUCGCCACAACCGUCGGUUCUUUCGCAAGCCUGUUCUUCAGUCGAUCUUGUACCCGUCAAAUCGUACAUCUCUUUGGCAUCUGUGCGCGAAGAUGAGGAAGAGGAGGACGAGGAAGACAAUGCAGACGUCGAGUCUCUCGGUUCUCCUGUGAUUAUGAGUCGCUCGAGUGCUCGAUUCGCUCGAGAUCGAGACCCUCUUGCAACGCCUCAUCCUGAUGACAGUAAGCAGCUUGGCUUCGUUCCAGAGAACAAGCCUGAGAUGCAAAACACUCACACUGCCGAGUCUAGCGAAGCCAACAGUGUUAGCAAGACUGACGGUGCGAAGGACAGCCCCAAAGGCUUGACUAGUCUGCCCGACAUCGUAGCUUCGAAGGCAACAGUUAUGAACACCCUGACCCCUCCGCUCACACCCAGAACGCUUGAAGCACUCGGAAAAGAGCACUCCCCACCCGUCCCUGAAUCAGAGCUUCGUCAACGUCGAGAACCUGCCAAGGAAGCUGUCGAAAACUCUGCGCCGACACCUCAACCUGAGGACAACAAGGACGAGGAUGUUGCUGUCGCUGCCCCGCCCAUGGUGACAUCGGCGGCUGAGAAGCUGAAGCUUAAGAAGAGCUCCGUUCAGAGUUGGAAAGAAGCUAGCAUUGGCGUCACGGCUUUGGUUGCUGUUGGAGCAGUGUACUACUACCUUGCUGUAGUACGAUGA
Molecule: messenger RNA, 2388 nt
Organism: Macroventuria anomochaeta
Lineage: Eukaryota; Fungi; Ascomycota; Dothideomycetes; Pleosporales; Didymellaceae
Exons: 3
Coding region: 1-2388 (795 amino acids)
Source: RefSeq, a predicted model, not a curated record